This is a messenger RNA of Trifolium pratense (red clover), 2123 nucleotides long. Its product is annotated as FRIGIDA-like protein 3. The transcript is spliced from 4 exons. The record is from RefSeq and is a predicted model, not a curated record. NCBI's taxonomy places the organism in Eukaryota, Viridiplantae, Streptophyta, Magnoliopsida, Fabales, Fabaceae. The coding region runs from base 225 to 1874 and encodes 549 amino acids.
AAUGUAACAGAGUCAGCUUUUGAUAUUAAUUAAUCAAACACCACACACAUUCUCUCUCUUCCUUUUCUUCAUCUUCUUCUUCAACCUUCUCUCUCAAUCUCUGAUGUGAGAGUUGCACUGAGGUUAUGGAUUGAGAAUUCUCUCUUUCUCCAUCUCUCUAUCCCUCUCUGUUUUAUAGUACUUUCUUUUGGAUCAAUCAGUUUAUCUUUUUCAGCUUCUUGACAAUGGAAGAAAAAGAUUCAGUGGCUACACUGAUGGAUUCGACAACUUCUAAGAUACAACAACUGCAGAAGGCAUUUGCUGAACUUGAAAGUUAUCGAGCUGUUACUCUUAACAUGAAAUGGAAAGAACUGGAGGAACAUUUUCACGGGCUCGAGAAAUCCUUGAAGAGGCGCUUUCAUGAGUUAGAAGAUCAAGAAAAAGUGUUCGAAAACAAGACAAUGAAAGCUCGUGAAAUGUUGAAGAAGCAGGAAGCGGCUGUUUUUGCCAAGGAACAAGCUACAUUGCAAAGGCUUCAAGAGAAAAGAGAUGCUGCUACAUUUGCCAUUAUAAAUGCUCGAGAAAAGCACAGGAAGGUUUCACAAAAAGAUUUAGCCAUUGUCUCUAAUGGGGGUCAAGGUACAUCAUGUAUGGAGGAGAAACCAAUGGAUGCUGUUUCUAAUGUGACGGAAGGUCACAUAGAAGAUGUGAAACUUUCUUUUGAAAAUGGAAAUGGAAAUGUGGACUUGGUCUCUUAUCCGGAGUUGCUAAAACUUUGUCAGGAGAUGGAUACUGCUGGACUGCACAAAUUCAUAUCGGACAACCGUAAGAACCUUGCUGCUAUAAGGGAGGAAAUACCACAUGCAUUAAGAGCUUCUCCUAAUGCGGCCUGUUUAGUCUUAGAUUCCUUGGAAGGAUUUUACUGCAUGGAAGUGUCAAGUCAUGAUAUUAAGAAGGAUGCUAACUUAUUAGGUCUUCGCCGGACCUGUAUCAUGCUGAUGGAAUGUCUGAGUGAUUUCCUGAGCAAUUCAGCCCGUGUUUCUAAUUUAGUUUCGAAAGAUAUCAAGGAACGGGCAAAGGCAGUUGCUGAAGAAUGGAAACCUAAAUUGGAUGCUCUUGACAUGGAUGCCAGUAACGGGAAUUCCUUGGAGGCUCAUGCGUUUUUGCAACUUCUAGCCAGUUUUGAUAUAGCGUCUGGUUUUGAUGAGGAGGAGUUAUCCAGGCUAAUUCCAAUGGUGUCUCGGCGUCGCCAAACUGCUGAUUUAUGCUGUAGCCUUGGAUUAUCAGAGAAGAUGCCUGGUGUAAUUGAGGUUUUGGUGAACAGUGGGAGGCAAAUUGACGCAGUUAACUUGGCUUUUGCAUUUGAUCUAACGAAACAGUUUUCUCCUGUUACCUUGCUGAAGUCUUAUUUGAAGGAUGCUAGAAAUUCUUGCUCACCUGGCAAAAGUGGUAACUCAUCCCCCACUGCACAGAUUGAAGUUAAUGAACGAGAGUUGAUUGCUCAUAAAGCUGUAAUCAAGUGCAUCGAAGAACACAAACUUGAUGAGCAGUAUCCUCUAGAUCCUCUCCUGAAACGAGUUGUUCAACUUGAGAAGGCCAAAGCUGACAAAAAGAGGGAAGCCGAAGCGACAAAGCCUCAACCGAAGAGACCUCGAGCUAAUAAUAUGGGAUACGGUCCCCGUGUCACUAACAUUCCUUCUGACAAAACUUCUUAUCCUAGAGUUGCUGACAGGUACCCACAAACGCAAUAUGUGUAUGACCGACCUUACAUGUACCCUGCACCAACCGACAAUCACUGUCCUCCCGUCCUCGGCAAUGCACAUUAUAACUUCUCUCAUAAUCAUGGCAACUACUUUGGAAACGGCUAUCAGUACCAAGCUACAUAUCUUCACUAGUUAACCGAGAUAUGAGCAGAAACUUAUGAUCCUUUUGUUUAAUAUAUCUAGUCUUAACCUUUUAAGAUGGUGAAUGUUGUACUUUUUCAAUGUAGUGUUUAAGAAUCACUAAAAGGAGUAAAAUGUCAUGUUAUUAAUAUCUUACCUUUUGUACUAGAAGAUAUUCUGAUCCUCUAAUGUAUGAAUUCUGUUCUUGUUUUGUACAAACUUAAUCCUGUUGUUGCCUUUGUAGUAUGUUUGCUUGUCAUA